AUGAGAGCGCCAUUAUCUCAUGCGUCAUCGAGCUCUCAAAUUAAUAGAGCAGACGACGUCUCAGACAGAUUUUGGGGUAAACCCAGCGCUGAUCCAACUCUUACAAAAACGGGAAAACAACGACAGAUUCUGUGGGAACUCGACCUGGCGAGGAAGAAAAGAAAGAUAGAGGAACACGAAAUAAAGGAAUCUAAUAAGGAAUACGGCGAAAAAGAACUUAAACUUAGACCAAGAUUUGUUCGCGGUUUGCAAGAUGAAGUCUUCGAGCACAUUGAUGAAAAGAACGGAGAAAACGCGUCGGGGAAGAAACUCGUUUGCUGGUCGUUUGAAAAUUUCCACCUGAAAAGAAAGUUUUGCGCAGCUACCCGCGAGAAGUUCUGGGAGUAUUACUCCAUUUUGAAGGAAAACGAACGACAUCACUACGAGAUUAUACGCGAAAUGGAACCUUGUCAUCUAUAUUUUGACCUCGAGUUCAAUAGAGACGCUAAUGCAGACGUUGAUGGAGUAAAAUCUACAGACGCUUUACUGGAUUUGAUAAAAGAAGAGCUGUACGAAAAGCAUAACAUCGAGAUAGCACUGAAUGAACACGUAGUCGAACUAGAAAGCAAAAUCACCGAAAGCAUCAAAGCGUCAACAGAAGAGGGACAGAAUACCAAUAGGAAAUUUUCGCGGCAUGUUAUCAUAAGACUGCCAGGAGCAGCGUUCAAAUCGAAUAUUCACGUUGGAAAGUUUGUCAAAGAUUUCUGGAAUUCCGUUCGCGAAAGACGCGCGAGUGAUGAUAGAUGUGAGAAACUCUUCAUUCGGAAAGAGCAAAGUGAAACUGAGCGUGAGAAUUCAAUUAUCGAUUUAGGAGUGUACACUCGAAACAGAGCUUUUCGGUUAUUUUUAUCGAGCAAAGCAAAGAAGAAAGAAGUACUACGGUGCACCGGGAGAUUUUGGACACAUUUGAAACAGCGCGAAAUCUUUUAUCGUUCGUUGGUUACAAACAUAGACAAAGAUCAGCGGAAGAAAUUGAUUGAAUACGAAGACGUGACGGUUUCUCUUUCGCAAAAGAGCAAUAGUUGUGCAAACGCAUUCUCUGGGUACGGAUAUCGGAGAGAUUCACUUUCUCAAAAUUCUAGUAAGCAUAGAAUACCUCCUCCUCCGUGUGCUGAACUGGUGGACUUUGUGCUCAACGAUUUCGAUGGCUGGAGUGAUGCCAAGAUGAAUAAAGCUGCUGUGCGCUCCUGGGUGGCUUUUCCAGAUCAUGAUACGUUGAUCUUAAAUCUAGUAGGAAAUCGUUAUUGCGAAAAUAUCAAACGUCAGCACAAAUCUAAUAACGUCAUGUUGAUUAUGGAUUUUCAGCGUGGUGUGUAUCAUCAGAAAUGCCACGACCCAGAUUGCAAAGGGAUGAAUCCGCAGUUACGCGAACUUCCUGUGGAUAUGCUGCAAAGUGCAAUCAAAAGCGGUCGUGCGCUUCCAUUUGAGCGGGAGGAGCCAAGAUGUGAAAGCGAUGACGAGGAAUUCUGGCAGAGAGCCGCCUCGGCUGCGGAGAAGUUGUGGUAG
This is a messenger RNA of Bathycoccus prasinos, 1545 nucleotides long. RefSeq lists its product with no specific name. Gene Ontology annotation, molecular function: DNA-directed DNA polymerase activity; chromatin binding. Bases 1 to 1545 code for a protein of 514 amino acids. Lineage: Eukaryota; Viridiplantae; Chlorophyta; Mamiellophyceae; Mamiellales; Bathycoccaceae. Gene Ontology annotation, biological process: mitochondrial DNA replication; error-prone translesion synthesis; response to UV. Gene Ontology annotation, cellular component: nucleus; mitochondrial matrix. The transcript has a single exon. The record is from RefSeq and is a predicted model, not a curated record.